Messenger RNA from Aethina tumida (small hive beetle), 925 nucleotides. RefSeq lists its product as uncharacterized. Bases 118 to 417 code for a protein of 99 amino acids. NCBI's taxonomy places the organism in Eukaryota, Metazoa, Arthropoda, Insecta, Coleoptera, Nitidulidae. The transcript is spliced from 2 exons. The record is from RefSeq and is a predicted model, not a curated record.
AUACAGAUGACAGUUAAUGACAUUUCAAAAAAAAACGAUGGAGAACUGAAGUUAAGUCUCUAAGCAAUAGUACCUCAAUAUUUAAUCUGUUUGAUUUGGAUUACAAAUCUAUUGAAUAUGGCCACCAAUAACGUUCCAUCUUGGGCAAGUGCUGAUCCGGAUACCUGUUCCAUAUGCUACAAUGAGAUUCCAAGUGAGAAUUGUCCCACAUACGGAGUUCUUACCGACUGCGAUCAUAUCUUCUGUUAUGACUGCAUCACAACUUGGAAAAAAUAUUGCAAAUUACCAAAAAAUCGUGUAAGAUGUCCCAUGUGCAGAAGGAUAUCAUCGUUUAUUGUGCGUUCGGAACAUUUCCCCAAGGACCAGACAUCGAAGUUAAUAUUCGUGUUAUUCGCAUGUUGGGAUACUAAGUUAUAAACAAUUUAAUUGUUACUUCACUUUAGUACUUUGAUGUUAAGGUUAAGAUUUUUGUACCUAAAUUUAUGUAAUUUAUUUUUCAUUCAUAUAUCAUGUCAUGCUGUCAUAAAAUAGGGCAAACAUUUUUGUCUCUCAGUUCGGGAUUAUACCUAAUAGGGUGCCACAUUCUCAAUUAUGAAUCUCUAGAAUGGGAAAUUUUUUUAAACAGCCUAGACUCAUCCACUAGUGCAACCUAUUAGUUUACUCCUGCAACUUUCCUAUUAUAAAUUGUUAUUUAUCUUCCAGUUCUCUAUUAUAUCCUAAUAGGGUGCCACAUUCUCACUUAAUUAUGUAUCACCAAAGUGGAAAACUUUUUUAAACAGCCCAGGCUCAUCCACUUGUGCAACCUGUUAGGACAUUUCUGUAAUUUAAAUAAAAAUAAAUUAACUCUCAGCUUUAACAGUUUUUAAUUGACACUUUAUAUACCUGUAUUUCUGUAUUUUUACCUACUCAUAACUAUGUAACUGUA